This is a messenger RNA of Sorghum bicolor (sorghum), 857 nucleotides long. RefSeq names its product actin-depolymerizing factor 3. NCBI's taxonomy places the organism in Eukaryota, Viridiplantae, Streptophyta, Magnoliopsida, Poales, Poaceae. Gene Ontology annotation, cellular component: cytoplasm; actin cytoskeleton. The transcript has 2 exons. Bases 57 to 596 code for a protein of 179 amino acids. The record is from RefSeq and is a predicted model, not a curated record. Gene Ontology annotation, molecular function: actin filament binding. Gene Ontology annotation, biological process: actin filament depolymerization.
GCCAUUGAUCCGGCAAGCUUAAUUGCGAGCUAUUAAAGCACAUAGAUCACUUGCUUAUGGGCAGUCACACACAGCCAUUGUCCACUGACACAGCAACACACUGCUACUUGCAAAGCUCCAAGCCUGUAUACUGCGACGUUGAAUUGACUAGAAUGGCGAACGCGGCGUCCGGCGUGGCGGUGGCGGAGGAGUGCGUGGCGCGGUUCCAGGAGCUGCGCGGCGGCCGCGCGCACCGCUUCGUGGUGUUCAAGGUCGACGACGCGCUGCAGCGUGUGGUGGUGGACAAGGUGGGCGAACGGGGCGCCGGGUUCGGCGACCUCACCGCCAGCCUCCCCGCCGACGACUGCCGCUACGCCGUGUACGACCACGACUUCACCGUCGAGGACGCCACCGCCACCGGGGAGGCGCAGGCGGCGCCGCGCAGCAAGAUCUUCUUCGUGGCCUGGUCCCCUGAGGCGGCGGCCGUGCGGAGCAAGAUGGUGUACGCUAGCUCCUGCGACGGCUUCAGGAAGGAGCUGGACGGCGUGCAGGUGGACCUCCAGGCCACCGAGCCCAGCGAGCUGACGCUCGACGUCCUCAACGACCACGCAUCCUGAUGAAUGAUGAUGAGUGCUUGCAUCGGCGUCCAUACAUUACGUCACCGUUGCGUACGUACACGUAUGCGUUCGUAUACAUGGCGUGCAAGGUGGUACUACCGUGUACGGGACUACGGGGGUGCUUUGCAGGCAGCAUUGGUGUGUAAUUAAUGGUGAUAUAUACCGAGUCGCGUGCUUGGAUUGUUUCCUUUCCUUCCUGUAACGUUGCUGAUACGUAUACUACACGAAUAAAAGUGAUGAAUUGGUCGCUCUUUUUAUUGA